AUGACCGGCAAGUCGGGCGCGGUAAGACGCUUCAUCGAUCCGAACAACCCCGUGACCACUGCUCUUGCCCAGACAUUUGGUGGUUACGGAGCAUACAGGAAAGUCAUCAAAGGCAAAUCAGGUCGAGCGAGGCAAGAGCCUGUCGACGCAUACGGCCAUGGCCCGAGAACAGACAUCGUUAGCGAGAAGCUGUGCGACGACGUGCUUCAAUAUCUGGCUCCAACCUUGAAGCCUUACAAAGGCUGUACCAUAAUCGACAUUAAUCCUGGUCUCUGUAUGUGGAGCAAGAAGCUUCAUCAUCUCCUCAAACCAAAAAUCCACGUCUUGAUGGAACCAGAGGAAUUAUAUGUCGACACCUUCAUCAAGCCACUUUUGCAACAGCCGGGAUCCACUUUCAAGCAUUCGUCUCUCUGUGGCACAAGCUCGGGAGAGUUCCUGGACAACACGAGAUCUCUUUUGGAUACUGUCGACUUGUUGCCAGAGCUAACCAAGCGUGAGAUCGAUGAUCCUGGAUUGCGGCAGAAUCAUCCAUCUCUGCUGAUCACAGGCAAUCUUGCGAGGAAGACUUCCCGGGGAAAGGGGAUGGUGGUCAAUGUCGUAUCUACUGCCCAUAAUGUGGUACAAAAUCAUAUCUGGACGUCUCUCAGCAACGAAUUGCUUCACAGAGGUGGCCUGGCACGAAUGCUCUGGUGGAUUCCGGACCACGAGAAAGGCAUCAUGAUACCCCAGCGCAAUCAGUACGUUUCCGGAUAUAGUGUAGGUCUAAAUCUAGGCGCACAGGUCUCCGAGGUGGUGGGCGUCAAACCGGGAAUCACAUACUAUCGCAAAGGUGGAAUGCGAGAGACCGAUAUAAAGCUCAACGAGAGAUCUGACGGGAUCAGUAUCGAGAGUGCUCGGCAGGUGCGGGCCAGGAUGAAACAAGCAGGUGUGCGGCUGCCUACACAUCGCACGCAGCUCCAACCCCAAGAUCUUGGACCGGAAUCUCGAAAGAAAUUGAAGUCACCAUUGGAAGUGUACUACCGUUCUUCCGUAGAAGUUGAGAAAGGCAUUGAUGACCUCGAGAGCCGAAGCCAGGCAGUACUCGCUGCAGUAAAAGAGUCGAGAAGUGUCUAUAGGCCGGAGAAGCUCUACUCGGCGCUGGACCAUCACCUCAAGCGUAUCGUAUAUCCACAAAGUCUAUGGCAACCAACCGAUGAACGAGAAGUAAACAGAGGGAGAUUAAACCGCCAUUUGGGCGGUGACACAAAGGGCAAGUACGACAUGUCUGGUGGGGCCUUGUACGGCAGCGAGAUGCGCGCUGCAUUGAUCCUGGACCUGUUUCUGUGCAUGGUCAAUCUUGAAGCUCACUACUGCGCGAUGAGGGAGCAGGGUGAGAAUUUCGACGCCCUCAAAGACCGACUCAUCAAGCUCGACGAAGCGAUGCGCACUAGCUACCAGCGGGACAGUCCAAACCUCCAGCAGCCGAUCGAGCUCAUGCUAGACGACAAUAUAUCAUUCUUCUCUUCACCACAAAGUUUGGCUCACGACAGGCGACCCUACGAGGCAUUGCAGGCAUCAACAGAAGAUUUCUGGCCUAGAUCUAACAUGGCGCUGCUCGAUAUCGUACCCCAUCCGCGCGAUCUGGCAGUACCGGACAUUGCGACGAAACUGGAGGCUACCAAGGCAGCGCAGGAUCUGGUCAAGUAUCUGUUCAUGUACAAAGCAGCAACUUUACCCUGGGCUCUCGACAGAAUGGCCGCGAAUGCUGCUCAAGACUUGUUGCCGAAUGUACCGGCAGUCACUGAUCCAAGGAAGGGAGGACGACUGAAUCCGCACAACGUGCGAAUGCGUGUACUGUCCGAUGACAUGCUGGAGGGCCUCAUCAAGGCCUGGUUUGAGUGGCCUUUCAAGCCAGAGACAUGGGAAUUGGCACUCGCCGCUGGAGGAAGUGGUGUACGUGAUGCGAUUGCUGAGGAGGAAGAGAUGACAGCGGAUGUGACUGAGGCGUAA
Fulvia fulva is the source of this 1989-nucleotide messenger RNA. RefSeq lists its product as uncharacterized. Lineage: Eukaryota; Fungi; Ascomycota; Dothideomycetes; Mycosphaerellales; Mycosphaerellaceae. Bases 1 to 1989 code for a protein of 662 amino acids. The transcript has 2 exons. The record is from RefSeq and is a predicted model, not a curated record.